UCUCUCUCACACACACACACACAUCUGUGAAGCUCCGAGCAUCCACCUCAGAGAGGAGGAACAUAUAUUAUUCACUAUAGGAGUUUAAUCCACAAUUGUGUAAGACUCAGAUUGUAUUGGGCUAAAUAUGUUCACUCUGCAUGUAACCGCUAACCGACGGGAUCUGACGUCUUUUGUAUUCAUAUUCACCACGGGGGGGUCGCUGUUGUCAGCGUUAGCUUAGCAUAGCUUGGCUACGGAGAACGGGUAAUGUAUGUUUGUCCGGCUAAACACCGUUACUUGCAGUCACAUCGUGCACUUUGGCGUCGUCGCUCAUUGCUUCAGAAUUACCAAAGUGAAGAUACUAUCGCCAAGUCAUAGACCAAACACCGAUACACACUGGUACGGUUUAACCUUAUAACGCUUAACGUUGACGUGCUUUCUCAAAGCAGUGUGUUGAGUCCGCUAACCAAGCUAGUGAGUCGCUGGCUGGGGGUUAGCCGCUAACGCUGGAGGUAAACAUGCACCGCACAUAAAACGAUGCAGAAUCAACCUGAUGCGGCUCGGGUUCAAGCUUAGCUCAAUGGAUGGUGCACCCAGGCGAAGUGAUGAAACGUUAUCUCCAGACGGGUGUGACUGGGGACGCCAGGUCGCUGUGCUGAGGACCCGAUGCCUUCGCUGAGCCUCCACGAAGAGCGUGUCAGUGAUGCUGACAGCUGCUGUCCAGAUGCUUUGGCUUCCCAAAGUAGCAGAUCGGCCCUCCUACGGAAGAAAUGAUGAAAAAUUGCGAAUACCAGCAAAUCGAUCUGGAGGCACUGUCAACACCCGCCCCCACCCCUUCACCCCAACCCGUCACUGACAAUGGGAAGGAGGAGGAGAAGACGGCGAAAAAACAGCGAAGAAAGUGGGAAGUUUUCCAGGGGAAGAAUCGCUUUUGUUGCGAUGGGAGGAUCAUUAUGGCCCGGCAGAGUGGGGUGCUACCCCUCACCCUGGGCCUCAUCCUACUCACCAGUGUGUUAUUCUUCAUAUUUGAUUGCCCCUUCCUGGUCCAGCACCUGACCGUGUGCAUCCCUGUGAUUGGUGGAGCCCUGUUUGUGUUCGUGGUCAUCACACUGGUGCAGACCAGCUUCAGCGACCCCGGCAUCCUGCCCAGAGCCACCCCUGACGAAGCUGCUGAUGUGGAGAAGCAGAUCGACGACGCCGGCAACACCACCUACCGCCCGCCGCCGCGCACCAGGGAGGUGCUCAUCAACCAGCAGGCGGUGAAGCUCAAGUACUGCUUCACCUGCAAGAUGUUCCGGCCCCCGCGCACCUCCCACUGCAGUCUGUGUGACAACUGCGUAGAGCGCUUCGACCACCACUGCCCCUGGGUGGGCAACUGCGUCGGCAAGCGCAACUACCGCUUCUUCUACACCUUCAUCGUGUCGCUCUCGUUCCUGACAGCCUUCAUCUUCGGCUGCGUGACCACCCACCUUGCACUGAGGGCUCAAGAUGGAAAAGGCCUGGUGUUCGCACUGCAGGAGAGUCCUGGCAGUGCGGUGGAGCUGGUCAUCUGCUUCUUCUCCGUCUGGUCCAUCCUGGGCCUCUCGGGCUUCCAUACCUACCUGGUUGCUUCCAAUCUGACCACCAACGAAGACAUCAAAGGCUCGUGGACGGGGAAGAGUGGUGCCGAGGCGGCAACCAACCCGUACAGCCACAGAAACAUCUUCGUCAACUGCUGCUCUGUUCUCUGUGGACCCAUGCCCCCCAGUCUGAUUGACAGGCGGGGCUUCCUAUCAGCGGAGGAGGAGGCGGCUGCGGCGGCGGCGCCACAGGCUACCAGCAGAGAGGUGGAGCUGCCCGUCCUGGCCUCCAAGAAGGACAUAAAUGUGGGAUCCAAAUGUGUGUCCGAGGAGUCGCCCGCACGCCCCGCCUCCCGCCCGCGAGCCCCGCCCACGCCGCCCCCGGCCGACCGCCGCCGUGGCGGCGGCGGCGAGCGCGCAGGACACAACUCUGCGGUGAACUCUGACCCCGCCAGGGACCGCCGUCCGGCGGGGCGCGGGGCACUGCGCCACACCCCCGCCGCCGCCGCCGCGGGCGACGCCCACACCCACACCCAUCACAACGCCAAAGCCCACCACAAACGAACUCACCGGGGGGCCCGCUCCGCUCUGGACGGCCCCGGCGGGACCCGGGCCGCCUCCCCGGGUGUGGGACGCUCCUCAAAGGACCGUAGGAACGCCGGCUCCCCUCCCCCCCUGCCCUGAGCCAAGGCGGCCGCUCUCUGUAGGUUCAUGUUGCACGCUACGAUGCACUUACUGCCCUGCUUGUGAAUUCACUUUGUAUACUUUCUUUUUUUUUUGGUCGAAGUCCAUAUGUACGCUCUAUUUGGGGUUUGGUUUUCUUACCGCUCAUGGGAAAGAAGAUGGAGUGAUUUAAAAGAGGCUAAUCCUCGGUGAUGGGGUCUGAUUUGAGAUAAGUAGGAUUCACAGAGACUUUAGGAACAUGGCUUCAUCCACGCUUAAGACUGAACUGGCACCCUCUCACAAGAGCCGUAACUAUACUACCUCUGUUUUCUCAUAUUAAACCUGGCUUGUGAAGCAUGCUAGACACCCAAAUAUUGUACCACCAUUUAACUCUACAAAAUGUGAAAUGGUCACUUUUAUGCUAGCUUGCUGAUAACCAGUCAAAUAAAGAACUUUUUUGGAUCACAAAAAAAAAAUGUUUCAAGGGGUACACGCAGUAUAUUGUGUACUAUGCAAAUUACAUAAUGUAACUUUUCUUUGUUCACUUGGAAGUAAUUCACAUAUCUUCCUUGCAUCUAUAACAUGAACAUAAGGUUUAUAAUCGCUUUAUUCAGUUUAAAGGCGAUGUGUGUCUGAUGAUCUGGUGUUGUUUGUCGCGGCCCUCGAAGUUGUUCUAAACUAUGAUUGAACUGCAAUUCAUUUCACGGUUUGCCGUAAGCAUAUGCCUGGACUCCUUUGUUUGGUAACCUUACCGCCAGGCAUACCACAGCAUCGUCAGCACUUGACUUUAACAACAUGGCACAAGACACAUUUCUAUUAUCAUCACAAAGCGUUUCGGGGUUGUUCAAUUGUUGCUCAAAAGGCCAAUCUUCAACAGUGCUACGAAAGCCCUGCUUGUAAAUGUAAAAAAAAUAUGCAUGAUAAUGAAAACUUCUGUAUUCUUUGGCGACAUUCAUGUGUUUUUUUGUGCCCCCUACCCUAUGAUAUACCUCGAAGGUACAGACGUUCUUUCCAAAUAAAAAGCCGACCCUUCCCC
Messenger RNA from Gadus morhua (Atlantic cod), 3240 nucleotides. It is a transcript of the gene zdhhc18b, whose product is annotated as zDHHC palmitoyltransferase 18b. The transcript is spliced from 9 exons. The coding region runs from base 753 to 2225 and encodes 490 amino acids. Gene Ontology annotation, molecular function: protein-cysteine S-palmitoyltransferase activity. Gene Ontology annotation, cellular component: Golgi apparatus; endoplasmic reticulum. Gene Ontology annotation, biological process: protein targeting to membrane; peptidyl-L-cysteine S-palmitoylation. NCBI's taxonomy places the organism in Eukaryota, Metazoa, Chordata, Actinopteri, Gadiformes, Gadidae. The record is from RefSeq and is a predicted model, not a curated record.